UCAUGGAAGAUUCUGAUUAUAUUAAGCAAAUCUUGAAGGGCAAAGUACCAGACAAUCAUAGCACAAUUCAGGGGGGAAAACAAGAAAAAGAAAAAGAAAACCACAGGAAAAAAAGCAAACCCAUCAAUCAUUUCUUCACUUUCCUCCUCCUUUUCUCGCCUCAUAAUAAAGACAGCCUCUGUUUUACCAUUUUCCCCUGUAACCUGAACAUUUCCCACCAUGGAAUUCAGAUCCAGAUCAUGCAGAGAUGAAGGUUGCCACGCAGGAGGGCGGGGAUUCCCAGGAAACAUGCAAGAUCUGAGGAGUUACAGUGCUAAUUAUAGUAGUCAGAAGGAGGGGAAGAUGAAGAAAGGGAAGAAAGCUUCAAAAAGUUGGAGCUUUAGUGACCCAGAAGUGCAGAGGAAGAAGAGAGUUGCUAGCUACAGAGUGUACGACAUGGAAGGCAAAAUGAAAGGAUCUCUGAGAAAAAGCUUCAGGUGGGUCAAGAACUCUUACAACCAUGUGAUCUAUGGAUGGUGGUGAUUAAUGGGUACUUAUGAGUUUGUACUGAUCUUUCUUUAAAUUCUGAAUCCUUUUUUAAGUAAAAAUUGUCCCUCUGUAAUGUAUUCUGGAGUUUCAUGAACUAUCAUGUUUAUGUAUGGAAUUACCAAACUUGGUCAUUUUCAGCUCAUCUUUGAAGUAUGGUUCUGUGUUUUGAAA
Molecule: messenger RNA, 699 nt
Organism: Neltuma alba
Lineage: Eukaryota; Viridiplantae; Streptophyta; Magnoliopsida; Fabales; Fabaceae
Exons: 1
Coding region: 220-522 (100 amino acids)
Source: RefSeq, a predicted model, not a curated record